Dimorphilus gyrociliatus is the source of this 1429-nucleotide messenger RNA. The record is from the annotation of a GenBank genome assembly. Lineage: Eukaryota; Metazoa; Annelida; Polychaeta; Dinophilidae.
UAUUCGAGUUAAAACUUGUUGAAUGAGCAGCUGGUCUCGGUUGACCGUUUCGAUUAGAAGAAGCGAAAGGAAUAAGCAAACGGACUUUUCUUAGAUAUUUCAAUUAAAACUUGAAAGUUGCUACAUCAUCAACUCUUGCAAUCUAAAUAAGGAAUUUAACAAAAAGAGGAAUAAGAACAUUCCAUAAAAGAAUUGUACGUAACGUUCUAUAAAGAAAAAGAAAUUUCAAGCAAUGGCCGAUGACAGCGAUGAUGUUGUUUCAAAUUCUACAGACUGUACGAAGAAGAAUAGCAAACCGGUGAUGGAAAAACGUCGUCGAGCCAGGAUCAAUGCCAGCCUGUGUGAAUUGAAGGCGUUGCUCUUAGACGCAAUGAAGAAAGACGGGGCUCGUCACAAUAAGAUGGAAAAAGCGGACAUUCUCGAAUAUACAGUUAGGCAUUUACGGCAGGUACAAAGGCAACAAAUCUCUGCUGCAGCCUCCAGCGAUCCUGCUGUUUUAAACAAAUUCUAUGCGGGAUUCAACGAAUGCACAAAUGAAGUUUCGCGUUAUUUGUCAUCUGUCGAAUCGGUUGAUGUUGAAUUACGUUCAAGAAUUUUAGAACAUUUAACCAAUUGCAUAGCAACGAGUCAGUUAGGCAGAAAUUUGAAUCACAACUCUUCAUCUCCGUCUUCUCCGUCAUCGCAUACCAUUAUUCAACAGUCUCCGAUCAGUAUUGCUCCGAAACAGGAAAUUAAUAACAAUGUCAUUAAGCAUUCUCAUCAGCAGCAAUCGCAACAACAGCAGCAGCAACAACAAGUUCAAGUUAUACCAACCAAAUUGGCAAAUGGCCAAAUGGCGUUCGUCAUACCCAGUAGCGAGCAGACAACUACUAAUUACGUAAUGAUAACGAGCAAUACCUGUCCGGCAACGGCGUCAAAUGUCGUUAUAGCGGCUCCUAAGCAACAGACAAUUGUUAUGCAAGUUCCCGUCGUUAGUGAAUGUUCAAGCGACUCAAAUAACAAUACUAUUAAAACGCCGAGGAAAAGAGGAUCGUCAUCGCCUAUGCUCUCCUCCUCUGCAACCUCAUCCCCCUCUCCUGCAAAAAGUAUGAAAACCGAGGAUAAUCGCCCAUCUUCCCAAUCACCAAAGGCCGAAGAAGAGCCCUGGCGGCCUUGGUGAGGAAAUGAGUAUGAAUGCCGCUCGCAUACGCUUCUAAUACUAUUCAAAUAUGUAAUUAUCUGGGAGAGAUAAAUAGCACAUACGCCACAAAUAUACAUAAAUUAAUUGUAUUCAGAGCCAAAUAGAUGUAUAAUUAUGUAUAUUAAUAAUUUUUUUUAAUGUCCUCAUUUAGAAGAGACCUGUGAUAUAAUGGUGAAUCAUCAAACAAUGAAUUUAUAUAUUUAGUAGAUUACUUAAAUAUUACUUAAGAAUACAAUUCAGACGUCUAAU